AUGUUCAACUCCUCUCCAUCCUCCUCCUCGCUCUUCUUCUCCGCGGAUCGGGAUCCUGGUGUCUCCGGCGGCUCCUCGCGCCCGUUCCGCGGUGUCGGUGUCGAUGAUGGGAACAACGGCUCGUGCGCGGAGCGUCCGCUGGAGUUCGCGCCCGCGGAGAAGGUGGCGGUGGGUCUCGCGCUGGCCGCGGUCACGGCGGUGACGGUGAUCGGGAACGCGCUCGUGGUGGUGGCCGUGUGCGUGGUGAAGAAACUCCGGCAGCCGUCCAACUACCUGCUCGUGUCGCUGGCGGCCGCGGACCUGUCGGUGGCGCUCGGGGUCAUGCCCUUCGCCAUAGCAACCGACCUCACCGGCGGGAAGUGGCUUUUCGGGGAAGCGUUCUGCAACGUCUUCAUCGGGAUGGACGUCAUGUGCUGCACGGCGUCCAUCAUGACCUUAUGCGUCAUCAGCGUGGACAGGUAUCUGGGCAUCACACGACCUUUAACAUACCCAGCACGUCAGAAUGGUCAACUGAUGGCCAAGAUGAUCUUCAGUGUGUGGUUAGUCUCGGCGUCCAUUACACUUCCACCAUUUUGCGGCUGGGCAAAGAACAUCAACGAAGAGGGAGUGUGUCUGAUCAGCCAGGACUUCAGCUACACCAUCUACUCCACCGCUGUGGCCUUCUACAUCCCGAUGCUUGUCAUGCUCUUUAUGUAUUACAAGAUCUUCAAGGCAGCAAGAAAGAGCGGUGCCAAGCACCGUUUCGAGUCUGUGAGGAUGGAAGGGCUCAAAACGCAGCAGCACCCGGUGGCUGAAGAGUGCGUGGCGCUCUCUCGGCUCCUCAGCCCAGAACGCCAGAACAUGUCCAUCUUCAAGCGUGAACAAAAGGCUGCCACCACGCUGGGCGUCAUCCUUGGGGUCUUUACCAUCUGCUGGCUGCCCUUUUUCAUCCUGAGCACGGCAAGGCCGUUUAUAUGUGGCAUCGAGUGCAGCUGUGUCCCGAUUUGGAUCGAGAGGACGCUGCUGUGGUUUGGUUACGCCAACUCACUUGUCAAUCCGUUUAUUUACGCCUUCUUUAACCGUGAUCUGCGCUCGACAUACUGGGAUUUGCUACGGUGCCGUUACCGCAACAUCAACCGACGACUCUCUGCCGUUGGUGUACACGAGGCCCUGAAGUUUUGAAAUAACACCAGGCUUUUCAGACACUCAUACACCCUAAGGUCAAUGCCACAUUUUGACCCUAUGUGCAGAGGGUUGGGUUUUUUUUUCUCAGAAGCUCUAAGAAGGAUGAGACCACACACCAUCUUUCAAGAGGCUUUAAAAAAAGAUUUGAAGAAGUAGAAAGGUGAACUCUGAAAAGAACACAACGGGAGGUUGGGAUGCUUUGGGAUGCACGAUCGUGGACGCGAUUUUUGGACUCUAUGAUCGAAAACAAAUGUGAACACUUGAAUCAAGAUGACAGGCACAUUUUAUAUUCUUUUUUUUAAAAAAAGCACAGAUUACAUUUUCGGAUCUACUGAAGGAGGUUGAAAGGACAUUUCAGAAUGGAUCUUAAAAGAGCAAAGGAAACCAUUUUUUUCCCCAUAAACUUUAAAACAAGUUAAAGUGGAAACUCUUUUGGAGCCAUUUUUUUGGCUGUAAUUCACAAAGCAGAUGUUUCUGACCAUGUCAGAUGUGAACUGCAAGCGCGAGUGGAUAAUCGCUGCUGUAGGGCUUGUGGACAGCGCUGACUAAUAUCGAGAACCUGUGUACGUGUUUAUCCGUGCUCCAAUGUGAAAGUGACAUGACACACAGGACACAAACACUGUGUCCGAUGACUCACCCAGUGUAUUUUAAGAAACGUGCAUUUAUCAGGGGUUGGCUUUGUCCUUGAUGGAGUAUCAGACUUGGAAAAAGCUUUGUGUGAAUACUACACUCCGAUCUGACCUGUUUUUUGGCCAGAUUUAACAACUGGGUCACAGAUGAUACUAAUAAACAAGCUUCAGGAUGGUAAUUUGAGUCGAAUAAAGUGGGAUCUGCCGAAGAACCAGGAAUGCUCCUUAUGUACAGUAACAUAUUGUAUAUUUGUAUGUUAAAUAUUUGUGCAGGAAAACAUUACCCUUAUGUAUAU
Molecule: messenger RNA, 2089 nt
Organism: Neoarius graeffei (lesser salmon catfish)
Lineage: Eukaryota; Metazoa; Chordata; Actinopteri; Siluriformes; Ariidae
Gene: htr7c
Product: 5-hydroxytryptamine (serotonin) receptor 7c
Exons: 2
Coding region: 1-1161 (386 amino acids)
Biological process (GO): chemical synaptic transmission; vasoconstriction; circadian rhythm
Cellular component (GO): plasma membrane; dendrite
Molecular function (GO): G protein-coupled serotonin receptor activity; neurotransmitter receptor activity
Source: RefSeq, a predicted model, not a curated record